Molecule: messenger RNA, 2202 nt
Organism: Tupaia belangeri chinensis (Chinese tree shrew)
Lineage: Eukaryota; Metazoa; Chordata; Mammalia; Scandentia; Tupaiidae
Gene: ZNF398
Product: zinc finger protein 398
Exons: 5
Coding region: 15-2054 (679 amino acids)
Biological process (GO): regulation of DNA-templated transcription
Source: RefSeq, a predicted model, not a curated record
GGUCCAGGACUCAAAUGAGGGAGUCUGCUGUGUGGGAAUCCAGCACCUUAGCCCGCACGCCACUUACCCUAGAGCCCCUUCUAAUACUCCAUGUCUUGUACUGUCUCUGCACACAGACUCCUGAGUGGGACUCCGAGUGCCUUACCUCCCUGCAGCCCCUCCCUCUUCCAACACCUCCAGCAGCUAAUGAGGCUCAUCUGCAGACUGCAGCCAUCUCCCUGUGGACGGUGGUGGCUGCUGUGCAGGCCCUAGAGAGGAAGGUGGAGGUUCACAGCCGGCGGCUCCUACACCUAGAAGGCCGGACAGGGACAGCAGAGAAGAAGCUGGCUAGCUGUGAAAAGACGGUGACCGAGCUUGGGAACCAGCUGGAGGGCAAGUGGGCCGUGUUGGGGACGCUGCUGCAGGAGUACGGGCUGCUGCAGAGGCGGCUGGAGAACCUGGAGAACCUGCUGCGCAACAGGAACUUCUGGGUGCUGCGGCUGCCCCCGGGCAUUAAAGGAGAUCUCCCAAAGGUGCCUGUGGCAUUUGAUGAUGUCUCCAUCUACUUUUCCACUCCCGAGUGGGAAAAAUUAGAAGAAUGGCAAAAAGAGCUGUACAAGAACAUCAUGAAGGGCAACUACGAGUCUCUCAUCUCCAUGGAUUAUGCCAUGAAUCAACCUGAUGUCUUAUCUCAGAUUCAGCCAGAAGGAGGACAUAAUACAGAGGACCCGGCAGGGCCAGAGGAAAGUGAGAUCCCCGCAGACCCCAGUGAAGAGCCUGGACUCUCAACAUCGGAUAUAUUGUCUUGGAUUAAACAAGAGGAAGAGCCUCAGGCCGGGGCCCCCCAAGAGCCCAAGGAGAGCGACAUGUACAAGAGCACCUAUGCCGGUGCGUGUCGGAGCCCAGAGAUGCUCACACCAGAUGAAGAGCUCGUCAUCAAAGCCGAAGGCCUUGCUAGAACUUCGUUGUGUCCCGACGUUCCCGUCACCUUCUCUUCUCCACCAGCAGCAGCCAAGGAUGCUUUUUCAGACAUAGCUUUCAAAAGCCCACAGUCUGCAUCCGUGACAGCUUUUGGACGACCGGCCACUGACCUGCCUGAAGCCUCUGAGGGUCAAGUGACAUUUACACAGCUGGGUAGCUACCCCCUCCCACCACCUGCUGGGGAGCAGGCCUUCUCCUGCCACCACUGUGGCAAGAGUCUCAGCCAGGAUAUGUUGUUGACCCACCAGUGUAGCCUCAGCAGCGAGCACCCCUUACCGUGCGCCCAGUGCCCUAAGCACUUCACUCCGCAGGCCGACCUCAGCAGCACCUCCCAGGACCACGCUGGUGAGACACCCCCCACCUGCCCACACUGCGCCAGGACUUUCACUCACCCUUCGAGACUCACCUGCCAUCUUCGGGUCCAUAACAGCACAGAGCGCCCUUUCCCCUGCCCCGACUGCCCCAAGCGCUUUGCCGACCAGGCCCGACUUACCAGCCACCGGCGAGCUCACGCAAGCGAGAGGCCAUUCCGCUGUGCCCAGUGCAGUCGGAGCUUCAGCCUCAAGAUCAGCCUUCUGCUCCACCAGCGGGGCCAUGCACAGGAGCGGCCAUUCUCUUGCCCUCAGUGUGGCAUCGACUUCAACGGGCACUCAGCCCUGAUCCGCCACCAGAUGAUCCACACUGGCGAGCGCCCGUACCCAUGCACGGACUGCAGUAAGAGCUUCAUGCGCAAGGAGCACCUGCAGAACCACCAGCGGCUGCACACGGGCGAGCGGCCCUUCAGCUGCGCUCACUGCGGCAAGAGCUUCAUCCGCAAGCACCACCUCAUGAAGCACCAGCGCAUCCACACCGGGGAGCGGCCCUACCCCUGCUCCUACUGCGGCAGAAGCUUCCGCUACAAACAAACACUCAAGGACCACCUGCGCUCAGGCCACGGCGGGGGCUGUGCAGGUGACAGCGACCCUUCUGGACAGCCGCCUGACCCGCCAGGUCCCCUCUUAACUGGGAUUGAAGCCUCUGGCCUAGGCGUUAACCCUGAAGGUCUAGAGGCCAACCAGUGGUAUGGGGAAGGGAGUGGAGGGGGAGUUUUGUAAAUUUCUCUGACUUCAUGGUCGUCUUUGCCACAGCAGAGUGGAAGAUCCAAGAGAGGCCCAUGAGCCUGUUCACACUCACAGCCGCCCUUACCUGACACUGAAUUCAACGCCCCGUACCCUUGACUGGUGGCAUGCUUGCUUUUUGGAA